Molecule: messenger RNA, 813 nt
Organism: Fulvia fulva
Lineage: Eukaryota; Fungi; Ascomycota; Dothideomycetes; Mycosphaerellales; Mycosphaerellaceae
Exons: 1
Coding region: 1-813 (270 amino acids)
Molecular function (GO): nickel cation binding
Source: RefSeq, a predicted model, not a curated record
AUGAUAAGUAGCCUGUCUGGAUCGCCAAGAGCUUCGACAUAUCUACCAAAUCAAGACCCCAUGGCCUCCCCAUCCCUCCACGCCCUACUCCUCCUCUCAGACUCAGCACUCCCCCUAGGCUCCUUCGCCUUCUCCUCCGGCCUCGAAUCUUUCCUCGGCCACAAAGGCGUAUCAAACACCCACAGAUCAUCCUCCGCUGCAACCAAACUAGCAGCCGCCGAGACCUUUCUCGAACAAUCUGUAAUCAACCUCGCCUCGACUGCCCUACCAUACGUCCUAUCCGCAUUCCACAAUCCAUCAACGCUAGAAGACCUCGACAACGACUUCGACGCCAGCACACCUUGCACGGUCGCGAGACGGGCUAGCAUAGCCCAGGGACGGGCGUUGUUGCAGAUUUGGGAGCGGGCGUUGAUUCCUGCUGCGGCAGCUGGGGAGGCGAGGGAGUGUGUAUCGUCCUUCGCGAUUAAGUUGAAGUCGAACGUGGUAGAUGACUUCGGGCUCCAGCUACAAGCUCAUUUCGCGCCGCUCUUCGGUGCGGUGUGUGCUGCGUUGUCCUUGUCGGUGCAUGAUACUGCAUAUCUCUUCUUGCUGAAUCACGCCAAGGCAGUGCUGUCGGCGGCUGUGAGGGCUAGUGUCAUUGGUCCUUAUCAGAGCCAGGCGUUGCUGGCGGACUCGAGGCUACAGGAGUGCAUCAAUGCUUGCAUAGAGCGAGAGAAGCUGUCGCGGGUCGAUCAAGCUGCGGUUACGGUCCCGACUAUGGACCUCUGGAUGGGGAGACAUGAGUUGUUGUAUUCGAGGAUCUUCAACUCGUGA